This is a messenger RNA of Neurospora tetrasperma FGSC 2508, 1346 nucleotides long. RefSeq lists its product as uncharacterized. The transcript has a single exon. The record is from RefSeq and is a predicted model, not a curated record. Gene Ontology annotation, biological process: mRNA splicing, via spliceosome. Gene Ontology annotation, molecular function: RNA binding. Gene Ontology annotation, cellular component: U2 snRNP; precatalytic spliceosome; catalytic step 2 spliceosome. Lineage: Eukaryota; Fungi; Ascomycota; Sordariomycetes; Sordariales; Sordariaceae. The coding region runs from base 13 to 1200 and encodes 395 amino acids.
CCCUCCCCUACGAUGAACCAAAUUCGCGCCAUCCAAGCCCUCAACAAGCGCGAAAUCGAAGCCGGCAUCCCGCCCGAAGCCUCUUGGCACGUUGACUACCGCGACACCGCCUUUGUCUACUUUGGCGGCUUACCCUACGACUUGUCCGAGGGCGAUGUGAUCACCAUCUUCAGCCAAUUUGGCGAGCCCGUCUUCCUCAAACUAGUGCGCGACAAGGAAACUGGCAAGUCCAAGGGUUUCGGUUGGUUGAAAUACGAGGACCAGCGCAGCACAGAUUUGGCCGUCGACAAUUUGGGCGGAGCGGAGAUUGGCGGGAGACUGAUCAGGGUCGACCAUGCCAGAUACAAGAUCAGGGAUGAUGAGGAUCCGGAGGAGGGGAGGAUUGGAUGGGAGGAUAUGGUGAGGAAGGAAAGGAGGGAGAAGGGGUUGGUGAGUGAGGUGGAUGAUACUGGAGACGAAGAGGAGGAUGACACAAAGCCGAGGAGGCCGUUGUUGAAGGAGGAAAAGGAGCUGCAGUUGCUGCUGGAGAAUCAUGACGAUGAUGAUUCUAUGAAAGAGUUUUUGAUUGAGGAAAAGAAAAAAGAGGUGGAGGAGGCGCUGAGAAGGGAGAAAAAGAGGGAGGAGAAGGAGAGGCACAAGUCUAGUCGGAGACACAGGCACGAACACGGAGACAAGGACCGGGACAGGGAGCGGGGUGGUCGCCGUCAUCAUCGAUCACACCGGUCUCCGAGAAGAGUUGAGGACGUCGACAGCGACAUCAGAGGCCGCGACCGCAACCACGAUGACCGCACCCGGAGUCGUGAUGACCGUCCUCGUUCUCGUGAUCGUCAUCCCGACAGGAAAAGGCCAAGGUCCGAAAAAGAAGAAACCCCCCCUGCCAAAGAACAAAGAAGAAGACGCGAUGAUGCGGACGACGUGGAGAUGAAGGACGCAAAUUACGACGAUAGGCAAUCGUGGCGAGAUUUCUCCAGGGACAAAGACCGACAUAGGAGAGAUAAGGAGAGAUAUCGGGACCGGGGCCGGGACCUGGACAAGGAAAGAGCCACGGAUAGGGACAGACACAACAGCGAAAGACAUGACCGUGAACGCGAUCUUACAGAUGACCGUGAGCGCCGUCGCCACCGCGAUUUGGGUCGCAGGAGCGAACGCAAGAGCAGCAGAAGUAGGAGUAGGAGCCCAUGGCCGACGUCGAGAGGGUAGACGUAUAACUAGGUACUUAUGCUUGGUCGCCUAAAGAACGCUUCAUGUUUACCCCCAAACGAUCAUUCACAACUGGGAUGACUCGGUGAGUACAACCUGCUGUGUAUUGCCGUGUCUAGGACAAGCUUCUCUUGUUGUGAGGAUAG